This is a messenger RNA of Dothidotthia symphoricarpi CBS 119687, 417 nucleotides long. RefSeq lists its product as uncharacterized. The transcript has a single exon. Gene Ontology annotation, molecular function: phosphopantetheine binding. The record is from RefSeq and is a predicted model, not a curated record. The annotation marks the transcript as partial. NCBI's taxonomy places the organism in Eukaryota, Fungi, Ascomycota, Dothideomycetes, Pleosporales, Dothidotthiaceae.
CCAUCCGAACUCAUCACUGGUAUCAAGAAGGUGUUUACGGAGGCAUGGCACGAAGACCCCCGGCUGUCAGGCUACCUUCAGCAAGAAGGUGCGCAAGAAGAGGGCAGCGGUCAGGAGCAAGCUGAUGGAAACAUCAAGGUUCAUGUCCAGUUGGCGGCAACCGAAGAUCCAAAGGAAGGCCUAGCAAUCUUGGUGAAGGGCUUUUCGCACGCCCUGGGCACCAUACUUCAGCUUGACCCUGCCCAGAUAAACGCCGACAUGGCCAUAGCUGAACAUGGAGUUGACUCGCUCGUUUCCGUUCGCAUUCGCGACUGGUUUCUUAAAGAGCUGGGGGUUGACGUGCCUGUGUUGAAACUCAUGUCGACCAACCACACUCUAUCGCGAGUGUGUGAGGACGCUCUAGCAGGAUGGCGAAAG